Abrus precatorius (Indian licorice) is the source of this 2022-nucleotide messenger RNA. RefSeq lists its product as uncharacterized. Lineage: Eukaryota; Viridiplantae; Streptophyta; Magnoliopsida; Fabales; Fabaceae. The record is from RefSeq and is a predicted model, not a curated record. Gene Ontology annotation, cellular component: SAGA complex. The coding region runs from base 431 to 1702 and encodes 423 amino acids. The transcript is spliced from 13 exons.
AAGACUAGUAAUAAAAAAAGCAAGUGAUGGUACAGUAUGGUGCAGAGCGCGUUGGACAAGCAAAAACGCUUGUAAUGCAUACGCACCACUGAAACUCGCUUCUUCAAAGCUCUUCCUAUUUUUGGCCUCUCCCUCUUCUCCCCGGAAAGGAGAGGAGAGGAGAGAAAAGUAUAUACAUAUAUCAGAUUCCACCAAUAUUACCCUAAACUUCAUUCAAAUAUUCAAUUCCUCUUAUCUGUCUUCUAGGGUUUCUCUUCCGCCAUUGCCGCCCUCACCUCUAGCUCCAUCGCACUCUUCUCUACAGGCAUUGCUCCCACAUCAUCUAAUUUCACUCCGAUUCCCUUAUUCCUUCUCUCUUUUUUAAGGUUCUUUUCGCUCUCUCGCCGAAUCCGUUGUUUCUCACUUCGAGGUUUAUUGUUUUUGCUUCUCAAUGGUAUGUUCCCCGGGAAGUGGGAGAAUGGAGGUCAUGGCAAGACAUCUGGCUGCUGGGAGUUAUUCUCAGAGCAUGGCAGAUGACUUUGCCCGUCAGAAGUCAGCUGCUGAGUAUAUUUGUAGAGAACUACGUGAGGCAGAUGAAGCAAAUUUGCUUCAUGAAGAAGAUAUGCAUGUCUAUGGUGAGAGGCCCAUGGCUGAUUCCUUGCAGCUGGUAUGCUGCAAUGUUUGCAAGAAACCAAUCAAGGACAGCCAAUUUGCUGCUCAUGCAGAACUUUGUAGGUCAUUAAAGCUCACAGAACAAACUACAUUGGAGCUUGAUGGCAGUACAGGGAAUCGAAAACCUCCUAGGAAAGAAAAGAAAAAGUUAUCAAAUUCUUGUGCGAACCAAGCUACUGCAGCUGGGGAGCGGAGAAGGUCUGAGUCUACGGAUAAUAUUGACACUGCUGUGUCACAGUCCCACUUGAACUGUCAAAUCAGAGUGACUCCCUUUUCCAAUGAGGUAAAAGGACACUCAACUUGUGUAGAUGCAGCAUCUGUGAUGGAUGGUACUGGAAUUAAUCCUGGAAAUAGAGAUCAUCGAGCUUCUGUAAUGCAUCCUCCAAUAAAACGUCAUAAACUGAUAGCAAGCGCAUAUUUACCUGUACUAGAAAGCCAUGGAGCAGAAUCUGGAGUGACAAAAACUGUGAGUUUCACAGAUGGAAUUACUCGCAAGGAUUUUCCUGAAAGAACUAUUUCAGAACAUGGAGAUCCUAACCAUAAAAACCUUGGCCAGGUUCAUGUGCAACAUCAACACACAAUGAAAAAUGAUUUUCCUGCACCCCUUGCUACAAAGAUAUAUUAUUCUCAGAGGACCAAUCGAUUGCGUGCCACAAUUCGUCAUCUUUUCUUCCAGAACUUAAGUGAGCAAUUGUGUACUGAUGUUGUAUGUCCAAAGACAUCAGAUGCAGAGAUGGUUGCAUUCCAACAUUCAUCUCAGAGGAACCCUUCAUUUGAUCAAGUGACCAAUGUGCACAAUGAUGAGAGCUGCACUCCUGCUCAAAAAUCUGAUCAUGCAAAAAACUCAGAAAUUUGCUUGCUAAAAGCAGGAGGCCUGCCAAGUGGUGGCUUGUCAAAUCAGUUUCUUCUUGAUAAUGUUUCAAGGCCUGCAGCCACUCAUGUUGGUUUGACAAGAAGCAACUUUCUUCCAACUUCUUUUUCUUUUGCAAGCAACACAGGAAAUCCACUGAGAACAAUGCAGCAAUCAAAUGGGAGUGUUCCUGUUAUUUAGUAACCUUGGUGGGAUUUUUUUGCGUAGGUGAAGUACAGGUAACCAAUACAAGAGGUUAGGAUUUAGCUCCUUUUUUGAAGCUGAUAAAGUAAAUUACUGAAAUUGUUUAUCCUGUCAUCUGCUUUGUAAAUGAAAAUUUCUUUCUUUUAUACAAUGGAUGGAAAUGAAGAAAUUGUUGAUUCUAUAUCAUUUAAGUCAGGGUACUUUCUCUUCUCUGUUAUCUAUUCUUUAACUUGUAUGCUGUUAGUCAGGCUCAUUGCAUAGCAGAUUUGCAUCAUUCUUGAUAUUUCAAGGUUUCACAAUACAAGAGUAUAUUUCUU